UGUGCAACCUUCCAAGUAAACAUUGGACGACCUUCAAAAACUCUUUCACAAGGCUUCGAAUUUUAUAACAUUUUUAUUUUCUAUUGGAUUUUAUUUUUACCAAACAAUUAUGCUUCUUCUGGUUCUAUUAGCGAGUUUGUGGAGUUGUAAUGGUUUUACGUUGUAUGGAGAGUUGCCUGAAGUGCACAUGAAUGUGACCCAAAUGAUAGAAUACAAUGGAUACCCUUCUGAAAACUAUGAUGUUUUAACCCAAGAUGGUUACAUUAUAAAUAUACAACGCAUUCCUUAUGGAAGACAUGGAAAAUGGAAAGAUAAGCCAUCAAAGCCAAUCGUGUUCCUUCAGCAUGGUCUGCUGUGCUCCUCGACAAACUGGGUCUCCAAUCUACCCAAUGAGAGUCUUGGGUUUAUUUUGGCAGAUAAUGGUUAUGAUGUUUGGCUGGGGAAUGCUCGAGGGAAUACUUAUGGUCUAAAGCAUGUUAAUCUUUCUAUUCGCUCUGCUGCAUUCUGGAACUUCACUUGGGAUGAAAUGGCACAAUAUGACCUUCCAGCAAUGUUAAACUUCGUUCUCAAGAAAACUGGACAACCAACCUUGUACUAUGCUGGCCACUCACAAGGAACAAUGAUAGCAUUUGCAGAGUUUUCCCAUAACAAGGACCUUGCGAAAAAAGUGAAAACUAUGUUUGCACUGGGUCCGGUUGCUACAGUAGGAUACAUUGAAAGUCCAAUAAAGUUACUGGCAAUAUUUCUGCCAGAAAUUGAGGACUUCUUUAAAUUCUUUGGGAUAUACGAUUUUCUUCCCAAUAAUGAAAUCAUGAAAAUACUAGCAGACCUGUUUUGUGGACCUAAAGAUACAAGAGAAUUUUGCUCUGAUGUGAUAUUUCUUUUGGAUGGAUUUGAUGAGAAACAACUAAAUAAGACAAGGCUACCUGUUUAUAUUGCCCAUACGCCAGCAGGAACAUCUGUCAAGAAUAUGUACCACUAUGCACAGAGCUAUCGUUCAAAGAAGUUUCAAAAAUUUGAUUAUGGAACAGUUGGUAACAGGAUAAAAUAUGGACAGGACACACCACCACUGUAUAAUCUAUCUACUUUUACGGUACCAACUGAACUUUACUCUGGGGGUGAGGACUGGCUUGCUGACCCUAAGGAUGUGAGUCUGCUGUGCAAAGCCAUAACAAAGACUGUUGUGUAUCAUGAAUACAUAAAAGCAUGGCAGCAUUUAGAUUUUAUUUGGGGCCUUGAUGCAGCUUCUCUAGUUUAUGAUAAAAUUGUAAAACAUAUUAAUGCUACAGAGCAUUCAAACUAUUUGAUGUAUAGAAAAUCACACAACAAUUGCAAAAGCCCUUAUAGGUAGGGAGUACAAUUUAAGAACUUUCAAAACAACAUCAGUAACUAUUAAUCUCGUCUUCAUAUGAAGCUUCAUGCGAUUUUUAAAUUUUAGUAUACAGUUUCACACAAAAUGGUCGAAGCAUGGGCACUCUUAUUUGUCUUUGACCAAUUUUCUUAUUCAGGCAAUGGACUCUUCUCAAAAUUAUCUUCAAUGCAAAGUUAACAUGAAAAUACUGCAAAAAAAAAAAAACCCAAACUUUUUCUCAAUAGAAUUUAGCAUUUUUUUUGAAGUUCCAUGUUAGCCUCGCAUUCAUAAUAAUUUUGAGGUCACUUUUUAAAUGUAGCUAAUAAAAUCACUGUAGUAUAUAAAGUUCAUACAUUCUCUUAUCAAGGUAAAAUGUGAUAUACACUCAAUUGAAGAAUCGUUGUUGGGUUCAGAAACAUAAAACAUAAAAGCUGAGACCGAAAUGGCACAUGGGAAGUACGUUAAUUAGAUGCAUGCUGUGACCGGCGACCCGUGGCA
This is a messenger RNA of Actinia tenebrosa (Australian red waratah sea anemone), 1849 nucleotides long. Its product is annotated as gastric triacylglycerol lipase. The record is from RefSeq and is a predicted model, not a curated record. Lineage: Eukaryota; Metazoa; Cnidaria; Anthozoa; Actiniaria; Actiniidae. Gene Ontology annotation, biological process: lipid metabolic process. Gene Ontology annotation, molecular function: hydrolase activity, acting on ester bonds.